This is a messenger RNA of Neofelis nebulosa (Clouded leopard), 2085 nucleotides long. RefSeq names its product keratin, type II cuticular Hb6. NCBI's taxonomy places the organism in Eukaryota, Metazoa, Chordata, Mammalia, Carnivora, Felidae. The record is from RefSeq and is a predicted model, not a curated record. Gene Ontology annotation, biological process: intermediate filament organization; keratinization. The transcript has 9 exons. The coding region runs from base 60 to 1499 and encodes 479 amino acids. Gene Ontology annotation, cellular component: keratin filament. Gene Ontology annotation, molecular function: structural constituent of skin epidermis.
ACCGUACCCUCCAUUAGUACGUCUCCCUCCUCAGAGCCUCCUUUGCCCCAAGAAGCACCAUGACUUGUGGAUCUUACUGUGCUGGCCGCGCCUUCAGCUGCAUGUCGGCCUGCGGGCCCCGGCCCGGCCGCUGCUGCAUCACCGCCGCCCCCUACCGCGGCGUCUCCUGCUACCGCGGCCUCACCGGCGGCUUCGGAAGCCACAGCGUCUGCGGCGGCUUCCGCGCCGGCUCCUGCGGCCGCACCUUCGGCUACCGCUCCGGCGGCGUGUGCGGCCCCAGCCCGCCCUGCAUCACCAGCGUGUCCGUCAACGAGAGCCUCCUCACGCCCCUCAACCUGGAGAUCGACCCCAAUGCGCAGUGCGUGAAGCACGAGGAGAAGGAGCAGAUCAAGUGUCUCAACAGCAGGUUCGCUGCCUUCAUCGACAAGGUGCGCUUCCUGGAGCAGCAGAACAAGCUUCUGGAGACCAAGUGGCAGUUCUACCAGAACCGCAAGUGCUGCGAGAGCAACCUGGAGCCCCUGUUCGAGGGCUACAUCGAGACGCUGAGGCGGGAGGCCGAGUGCGUGGAGGCCGACAGCGGGAGGCUGGCCUCGGAGCUCAACCACGUGCAGGAGGUGCUGGAGGGCUACAAGAAGAAGUAUGAGGAGGAAGUCUCUCUGAGAGCAACAGCUGAGAAUGAAUUUGUGGCUCUGAAGAAGGAUGUGGACUGUGCCUACCUCCGCAAGUCAGAUCUGGAGGCCAACGCGGAGGCCCUGAUCGAGGAGAUCGACUUCCUGCGGCGCCUGUAUGAGGAGGAGAUCCGCGUUCUCCAUGCCCACAUCUCAGACACCUCGGUCAUCGUCAAGAUGGACAACAGCCGGGACCUGAACAUGGACUGCAUUGUGGCCGAGAUCAAGGCUCAGUACGACGACAUCGCCAGCCGCAGCCGGGCUGAGGCCGAGUCCUGGUACCGCAGCAAGUGCGAGGAGAUGAAGGCCACGGUGAUCCGGCACGGGGAGACCCUGCGCCGCACCAAGGAGGAGAUCAACGAGCUGAACCGCAUGAUCCAGAGGCUGACCGCCGAGGUCGAGAAUGCCAAGUGUCAGAACACCAAGCUGGAGACCGCGGUGACCCAGGCUGAGCAGCAGGGCGAGGCAGCCCUGAGCGACGCCCGCUGCAAGCUGGCCGAGCUGGAGGCCGCCCUGCAGAAGGCCAAGCAGGACAUGGCCUGCCUGGUCAAGGAGUACCAGGAGGUGAUGAACUCCAAGCUGGGCCUGGACAUCGAGAUCGCCACCUACAGGCGGCUGCUGGAGGGCGAGGAGCAGAGGCUGUGCGAGGGCGUCGGCGCUGUGAAUGUCUGUGUCAGCAGCUCCCGCGGUGGCGUCGUCUGUGGCGAUCUCUGCGCCUCAGGUGCUGCCCCUGCUGUCACCAGCCGCGUCUGCAGCGCCCCCUGCAGCGGUAACGUGGUGGUGGGCACCAACUCGUGCGGGGCUUGCAGUGUGGGCUGUAAGAAGUGCUAAGAGGCCGCAGCGCCCCUUCCAGCGCGCAGCCACGUCCCCCUCCGCCCGGCCCGACCCCGAUCGCCCCGCCGCUGCCCCACGACGGCCAGCUGCCCGCCCCCAACAACCAGUCGCCAGAUGUGCACCCUCGGCACGUCCUCCCUGGGUGCUCCUUCUGCGCGCCACCCCCCGGGCGCCCUGAGCCCUGUGCACCUGGGGCGGCACCUUGGCUUCUUUCCGUAGCCUUUCCUAGUAGUGGAUUUAUCAUCUUGAGGAUUCAUCCUUUCUUCUGCCUUCUGUGUUGUUUGCUGGAUUCAUUCGUCCUGCCCGACUCCCUCACCUAAGCUUGCGGGGACAGGGCAGGCCCUAGUCUCUCCCUGUCUCCACUUCCUGGGAAUCUGCCAGUGCGCUGGAUCCUGUGGAAGGGAGGUGGAGAACACUGACGGUGGUUUUCCUGUAACUCUGUGAGGCCCAUGGCCGUGGGAGGGAAGAGCAUCUCCUUGCAGGGCUGCCUGCAGAAGCUUCUGAAAACCCAGCGACGUAACUGCCAGCCCCUUUGUCUUCGUUUCACUCUGUGUUUCCAAUAAACUAACUGUAGCGUAUCAAA